Molecule: messenger RNA, 578 nt
Organism: Amoebophrya sp. A25
Lineage: Eukaryota; Dinophyceae; Syndiniales; Amoebophryaceae
Source: the annotation of a GenBank genome assembly
CUCGAUCUUAUAAAUGGUAUAUUUAGCUUGCCUUUGAUGGUCUCAUCCUCAUAAACUCUAAAUCUUUCGAAAGAGUUCUUUCUAAAUUUUUCUAAAGAAUCUAAAUCGUUCAGAAGACUCUUACUUUCUUUUUCUAAAGAAUCUAAAUCAUUCUUAAAUUUUACUGCCACAGUGCUUCUAGUACUUCUAGGUAACUGCGCUUCUACGUCCGCAGGCGACCUUGGUCCUUUUACCAGUAUCCAAUCUGCAGCGCAGAUUCUGCACAUCCAGAAAGACAGAUUUAGGCGGACCCAAUGGCUAUCCCUAGGAGUUUGUCUUUGUGCUUGUAGUUAAGCUAAAGGUAGAUGUAGUUGUUGAUGUAGAGUAGUUGUAAUAGUAAGCUGUUCACGUUCAGACGAAAGCAGAAAAAGACAGUGAACGAUUAAGAUACGCGUAAAACUAGCUAUAUCUGUAUGCAAAUGCAUUACGUUAAAACCAAUCUCGAUCACGUGCGUUAAGGUUAAUGCUAUUACAGACUGAGACUCCGCAAAGGUAAACUGAAUCUCAUUGGCUAGCACUUAUCCAAGUCCAAAUCAAAG